Penicillium taxi is the source of this 612-nucleotide messenger RNA. RefSeq names its product Bys1 family protein. Bases 1 to 612 code for a protein of 203 amino acids. Lineage: Eukaryota; Fungi; Ascomycota; Eurotiomycetes; Eurotiales; Aspergillaceae. The record is from RefSeq and is a predicted model, not a curated record. The transcript has a single exon.
AUGAAGCUGACCACUAUUCUCUCACUUGCCACUCUUGCGCUCGCUCGCCCACAAUCACACGUCCUCCGCGACAAAAGAGAUCCCCUUCCAUAUGGAGACUGGGUUGCCCCAUCUUCCUUUGAAACAGUACCUACUCCACCCAAUUCAACUCCUACUCCAUCCGCAUCACCAAGUACAUUGCCCACGCCAAGUGCAUUACCCGCACAAAAUUUCGGGAACGCCAUCGUUUCCAACCACUGCAAGUUCCCCGUCUAUCUAUGGUCGGUAGGAUCGACUGUUCGCCCCGUAUCGCUUAUUGGCCCGGAUCAAAACUAUGCUGAGCAAUAUCGCUACGACCAGCCCACAGGCGGCAUCGCACUGAAGAUCAGCACCGACGCCAACGGACUAUACGACAGUGCGCCGCAGACUGUCUUUGCUUAUAACGUCAACGAUCAAGGCAAGGUGUGGUUUGACCUCACUGACGUAUUUGGCGAUGCGUUCAAAGGCUACUCGGUCAAGCUGGAGCCAGCUGAUCCCCAGAUUGAAUGGAAGGAUGGAGUCCCUCCUGCUGAAAUGAGUGUUCGCUGGAUUGGUGCGUCGGGGGAUCUGGUCUUGCAUCUUUGUGUGGCAUGA